UUCUUUGUGAAAUGUUCAUGGAUUUUUCAACGAACAGAGAACAUAGGAUCAACGGACCCCAAUCUGUUUGAAGGAGACAUGAUUCUAACUCCCGAACAAAAGGCCGCUGUCAUGGCGGGCCAGGAUGUGGACGCGCCUGUGACAAGAGGGUCAAUCAAUGGAGGAACUUGGAAAGGCGGAGUUAUGUAUUACAAAAUAGACAGGGGCCUUAGUAAGUCUAGAAUCUUGCUGAAUAUCGGGCUAAAUGUCUAUCGCUCUCAUAGAGACGAUUUUAAUACUUUUGCCAGACAUGUUUUGCUCGUCCGCUCGGCGCUAAGAAUGUGUAAACAUGCCUAUUUGUUUUCCGUUUCUAUUUGCCCUUGCUAUCAAGGUGAAUUUUUAAAUUCACGAUGAAUUUUUAAAAGCCCGAUGACAGACAACCACCACGCUGAGAAAGCUGACUAAAUAUGACGUCUCGCCUACAUGCAAACAUCCAUACGUCGAUAGAAUGAUAUAACAUCGUGCAGUCGCUCAGCGAAAACACUGACUUUUGAAAUGUUAUAGAACUAAGGACGACGACGAAGAAGAAAGGAAUUUUGAUAUGCACGGUUUUUCAGUCAUUAAUACACACAUUGUAGCACGGGGACAAGGAAGAUCAAAAAACUGUCUUAACCCUCCCUAACACUGAUCCACAUGCAAAUUCGUCCGAUCUUUUCCCAUUCAUUUCCUUAUCGAACUGGUUGGGAGAAUUAAAUAAGAGAUCAAUUAAUCGUUUUCCCUUUGGUGAUCAUUUAUUAGUUCUCCUAACCGAUUCUCUUGAUGAUGUAUUGAUAUCGUUGAGAGAAAAGUGAUGUCUGUCACUGCUGGGAAUUGAAGAGUUUUUAUACCCAUACCCCUCGAGUCAUACCACUUUUAAUUAUUCACGUAUUCAGUCACAAAAUACGGAAGAUGCCUAUACCGAGCCAGGACUUCGAGCCGGGACUCGAUUUAGGACUCGACAAUUUUUCGCUUUCCCGCCUUUUUCACCUCCUGCAAGUCACUUGACCAUUAAGAGGAGCGUUAGGGUGAGGGUUAGGGUAAGGUUAGAGGGUUAGAGUUAGGGUUAGGGUUAGGUUAAGGAUAUAUAUAUAGGGAUAGGAAGUUAGGAGUCCUUUUUGUUGCUUUUAUUUUACUCUUGUUUAUUUUUUUAAGUAUUUAUCUUACUUAUCUAUUUUUCUGCUUACAGAAAGAUUAGAAAAGUCCUAACUGGAGUCGAGUCCACGGUCAAUGUCCUUGCUCGAGCCUCGUGGCUCGAGCCCUGGCUCGAAUCCUGGCCUUGAUGUUAGUUUAUCUCCAAAAUACGUCUUAAAAUUUAAUUAAAAAGGAAUACAAAACCUGUUACGGCAUCAAAAGUGCAGAGAUUCAUUUCAUUGUUUUCUUCUAGCACAUUGAUAUAUUGAUGAAAUUCAAGUUUAAGUUCUCUAAAAUGUACCUGUUGCAGGAAGCAACAAUCGAGCUAUGAACGCUAUCAGAGCUGGAAUGAAAAUGUGGAGAGACACCACGUGCGUCCGAUUCGAAGAGGCUAACAGGGAGCGAAGAAGUUAUGCCAACUUUCAAAAUGGAGGAGGGUGAGUGAUACUAAAAUGGCCGGAAACGGAAAAAGAAAACCUUGAGUGAAAGCUAGCAAAUGAAAUACCUUUUUAGAUAACGUACAGUAAAUCUUCUAUUCCUCCCUCCCCGAGGGGCUUAUUUAUUUCAAACACGUUUGAGGGGAGGCUAAUAGAGACGGGGAGCUUAUUAGAGAUGGGGGGUGGGGGGCUUAUUUAAUUUAGCAAAGAUGGUGAUAUCAGCUCUGCAUAAAUAACUAGAAUGCAAAGUGGAAAAGCUCAGUACAGGAGGUUGGAGGUCAUGCAACCGAGGUUCAAAAACAAUCCUGAAUCCUGAAUACACCGAAUCCUGAUCAGUUCAAAUGACGUUAUAUAUAGUCUAGCAUUUAUUAAUGAAGAAUAAUAAGAGGAGGAGAAAAGGUGGCUUAUUAACUUUCUUCCCCCGAAAAAGGGGGACUUAUUUGAGAGAGGCGGCUUAAUAGAGGAUAUACGGUACUUAAAUUAACUUACGUCUUGGAAAACCUGACGAGGAAUCGGAUUGAGAAAUUAACCAGCUGAAAAAAUCCGGACAUCAGAGAACAAAUAAUCAUUGGUGAUUGGCUGUGAAGUUGAACUUUAACAUACUAGUAACAAAACAGAAGAUAAACUUUUUCAUUAGGACUAGCAAUAAAAUUUUUCCCUUUUUUUAAAAAAAAAAUCAAAGAUGCGGUAAUUUUACAUUAUGCAUCAACAGUUGCUCCUCAUAUGUUCGUCAAACGGGCCGACCUCAGCCUAUCACUUUGGCAAGUGGCUGUUGGACUCCGGGAAUAGUAGCUCAUGAAAUUGGUACGAAAGGUGUAAAUCCUGGCAGUUCUUUAAUUUAAUCUUUUAUGGUAUAAUAUAAUGCAAACAUUCACAUUUUAAUAGCUGUUAUGCUGGUUUACGUCAGACCCUCAAAUUUUACUAAGCCCGCUCCAAAGAAGCCAAUAAGAAAUCUAAGAGUGUAAACAUUGCUUUUCCUCUUCUCCUCGCUCUCGCUAUGUUUCCUCUUCUAAUUUUCCUCCGUUAGUGUGAUUUUCAGUUAAAAUUAUCACAAAUUUUGGUUUAGUUAUGAUGGCGUAUUUUUGAAACUGAAUGAAAUAUUUUGAUGGGGAGAAAACAACUGAAAAUUGACAAACUUAAAACUCAUUCUUUUUGUGUGAGACCAAACACUAAUUAAAAAUAAAUGAAGAAAGUUUGAGUGAAAUGUCUGUAUUUAAAAUAAUUAUUGAUGAUAAAUCAUAGUCAUUUACAAUUUUGUAGAAUAAGCUGAAGAUACAGUUAAUAAGAUUAUAUAUAGAACUAAUCAAAACAAAUCAAAACUAUGACAAAAUCUCAAAUCUGAUUGGCUAUCAACUGCCGUGAUUUCAGCCUUAAUAGGACAGUUCAAUAGGACAGUACGCGUCAUGCCUGUUUGGACUCCACUCAGCCCUGUUUCCAUUACAUAUCUACUCAUCAUGAGAUCACAAUAUUUAAAGUAUGCUGUUUAUUCUUGUUCGACUUUCAUUUAACAGGUCACGCGCUCGGUUUUUAUCACGAACAGUCCCGUCCAGACAGAGACAACUACGUCACCAUUUAUCGUCAAAAUAUCGUGUCAGGUAUGAAAUGAUUAACUUCUGUUACAUCGAUGACAUUGGCCUGUUGUCUUGAAUUGAAUGAAGUCUAUUUUGUCUAACUCCAUGCAACAGGAUGUGUCAAGUUAUAUUAUACUAAUUGGUGAACGUUUUUAUCCAUGACAUUGAGACACUAUGCUAAAUAACUUCAUCAUCUUGUUGUCCUUUCCGAACUGAUCGAAGAACAUUUCUUCGUGUUUAAUUUUAUUCGUUGGGUGAAACCAGUGGGAUGUGAAGAUAUUAACGUUAAGGACAUUAAAGUACGCAGGGUCUCUCUCCAGUUGGGUAUACUUCGUCCCUACUAUACUACUAUGAUUCUAGAUGGCAAGUAACAUAAAAAAAACUAGAGACGAAUUGCUUGUUUAAAAUGCUAUUGAUUGUGGUAUUCUAUGGUCUGUCUUCGAAGUUGGCUUCUCUUUCUUUACUAAUGGCAAUGCGAUUAAAAAAAGAAUCACCAAACCAUGAAAUAAUUAAUUGAAAUAUCGUCAGCACUCCUUUUUCGUACGUAAGCCCCUGCACAUGCCUUUAGAAAGGAUGACAAGCAUGCUGUACGGCCGGGUGCGUAGGCGUCUUUGUUAUUUUCAGUUACACAAUGACGAUAUAUUAGCUUUUCUCCAGUUGAUACUGCUAUGAAUGACUCUGAGUGUUUCUUUACAAAGGUGAUUCGGUUCCUUUUCCAGUUGACCAGUUUCGGGAACAAUAAUGGAUGGAACGUAAGGUCUUAAAAUCACUUGUUUUGGCCUUUUUUCGUAAUAAAAUGUUGAAAUGUAGUACAAAUUAACAAUUAAAGAUUAUAAUCUAGCAUUCCAGUAGUCCAAAAACAAAAACGUUGAUGAGAAUUGUCACAAACUUCCGCGUAUUGUUAUCAUUCUUUCAUAAGAACAAUCAAGCGUCCCCUUAUAAUAAGUACACUCACUUCUUCACUCUCAACUUUUAAAAGCCUACUGUGUUUUAUUACAGGUAUGGAGUUCAACUUUAACAAAUACGACCGUUCAAAAACUGAUUCCCUUGAAACACCAUACGAUUAUGGCAGUGUGAUGCACUACGACUCAAAAGCCUUUAGCAGAAAUGGCCGCCCUACAAUUGUUGCUAGGGAACCGGGGGUAGGUUUUGUAUUAACCUUAAUAAUAGAGCCGCUUUAGCAUAUUUUCAAGGGGUUUGUAAGUGAGGGCUUUCAUGUUAGCCAUCAAUUUAGAUUGGAACAAUUUGCCCAAAAGACAUCGAGUACCCAUAUUUGUCUCCCAGGCGCGCCACUGAACUAUAUUUGGACACUUGUGGUAAAACCUUUUUGCUUGCAGUCGUUUCUGACUCGUCUUAUAUGUGGUACUCAAGAAGUUCGAUCGAUUAGAAAGGGCUUUGUAAUUCGCAUCCGUAGGUAAUCAGGUUCUUAAUGUAAUAAAUCAAAUAUGAGACAGUGUUUCAUAAUAAGACCAAGCAUUGAGAAGAGAUCGUGCUGAAGAUUUGACGCGCAGCGGUGCACUUUGGUCUACUUUUGACGAACUUCGAGGUGUGUGUAGCCUGUGCCACAUAAUAUUUUGUCUGCGACGCAGGCCAAGGUGUGUGAUAUUGUGAUGAAGUACUACUUGGAAUGUUUCAUAUCGAUUCUGAUUUUAAAGGGCGCAAUUGAAGACUGAUGCAAAAAUGAGGACUUUUGCAACUGAUUUCGAAAAGCUCAUUAAUCAUUAAUUUUUUUUGUAUUUUCUUUAUACAUAAUUCAGAUGUGUUUAAAUGGCAACGUUGGCUUUGACUUCGCUGUUUUUUUUUUAAACAGAAGAAGAAUUAUGGGCCUCCAUGCAAUCCAAUCGUUUUGUUACAGUUUUGUUUGCUGUCGGCCUUGUAGUGGCUUUAACGUCUCCACGAUCAAGAGAACAGCUUUAUGUAGCUAGAAGGGUGUAGAGCACAGCUUGAAUAAGGAAGGAAGCUGUUACAUCUAUUGUAACGGAAUAAACAAUACAUACAACACUCUACUUUGUUCGCCAGGUCCAGCUGGGCAACCGACAUCGUCUUAGCAAAAUUGACAUACAGCAAAUGAACUUGUUGUACAAGUGUUCUGGGGUUGGUGGUGGUGGUGGACCUCAGCCACCCCAGUCGCCUCCCCCUCCGACUCCUCCUUCCGAGUGCCGAGACACUGGAAGGUACUGUUCCUAUCAUGUCCCGAGGGGAGACUGUAAGAGGAUGCAGAUCGUGCGGCGGAAAUGCAAGAAGAGCUGUGGUCUGUGCUAA
Porites lobata is the source of this 5419-nucleotide messenger RNA. Lineage: Eukaryota; Metazoa; Cnidaria; Anthozoa; Scleractinia; Poritidae. The record is from the annotation of a GenBank genome assembly.